AUGGCGACUACCGGAGUAAGUGAGCGGCUUAAGGAGCUAGCAGCUUUCCUAGAGCAUCAACAUGCGGUAGAAAGCAUAGAGGAGACGGUAGGACAUUUAAAGAUCGAGAUGGAGGACGCUAUGGGGCGCUCACGUGCCUCGGCGCAGCAGUGCACGAUCCUGUUGUUCCAGAGCGUAGAACCACCUAGUUUAUUAAAGUUCUUGAGUGACAGCGCUAAUCUAGACGUCGAUUCUCGCAAGCGGGAGAUCUCAGUGGCUAGAGUUAGUGUGUUGAGUCUUCUAGUGUCCUUUUUGAAGACCUACGGAGCCCAUUGUGCACUUUCGAAGCAGCACGUGGUGGACAUGUAUAAAACCUGCCAAGUGACGGCACGGGCUGAUCCAUUUAAUCGUGUCAAGGCCCAUGCACUGAAGGUGGUGAUCAACGUGCUCAAGUACGCAGACAAGAAUGUUGAUAGUGAAGACAUGAAGCCGAGAGAUUACGUGGAGAAGCUGUUUUACGAUAUCAAAUUCUCAAAGGCAACACAAACGGCAAAAGAACAGAUGUUGCUGGUCAUUGGCUACUUGGUGGAAAAGUUUUCGAAGGAGGUGGAAAGUUCUGUGCCGUCGUUGUUGAUUUGGACUGAAGACGCGUUGGAGAAACAGUUUUUGAGCAAUUCACCCGAGAUGAUGACGGUAAAUGGACUGCUGUUUGCGCUAACUCGUUUGCUAGAAUGUGAUCCAGGAAGAUACACACGAAACGAUAGCCAGCGCAAGAAAAUUUACUCAUAUUUGCUCACAGUUUUUGCGACAACAGUUGGCGGUAAUUUGUCACGCUACCAGGUAACAAAUUCGUCAGCAACGUUUUUAGCCAAGCAUGCGCGGGUCUUUCAGCAAGAAAUUGGUCCAAGUGGUUAUAUAUGGUUUUCAUACAUGAAGUUUUGUUGUUUGAGCGAUAACAAGACGAUCAAAAAGAGCGCAUUUAGUUGCUCAAGCGCGAUCUUUGAGGCUCUAAACGCAUUUCUGGUGGACACAAUUGAUGACAUGCGCAAGAAGUGCCUGAACAAAAUUUUGAAAGAAGUUCUUCCUGUUGUGAGCAAUUCUGCUGCUGACACAUCGACGAUGGCAUUCGCAGUGCAAUGUCUUGGCUGCCUCGCACAAUCGAUUCAUUGUUAUCUUGGAGCAAAAAGUUAUGGUAAGAUUGAAGAGAAGCUUAGAACUUUUGGUGAGUCCCUUUUGGCGCUGGAUGCUAAAGCGACAGCGUGGAAGUGGCCUCUUUUUUUUCAGUAUGUACAAAGCAUUGGGCAUUUUGUAAAAGAGCGUCACGACGUUCGACUGGAUGAUGGAUACGUCAAGUUUUUAGGGGACGUGUUGUGUCAUCUGAUGACAGCGUACCCACAAUGCCUUUGGAAGUCAAAAUUGAUGGUUCACAAGUCGGUUGCUGCGUUACUUUUUGCUUUGUCACGUUGGACGGUGGUAGAUCCUUUGGUUGAUCGCUUUGUCCUCCACACAUUGAUGUUGAGUAUUUCAAAUGCUACAGAUCCAGACCAACCGGUAAUCUAUCAUCCCGAUACGGGUGAGCUAGUGACAAACCUUUUAUACGAUUAUGAAGGUUUUUGGCUGGCAUUGCUUUGCUGCCACACGGAAAGUUUGGUGGAGCCUACACCUGUUUUGAUUGCCACUCGGAGCGAUGAUGUAGAGAUGAAAAAGCCUACGCACGCUGGGAGAGCGCUCCAAGUCAUUCUCGUUGAUUCCACCAUCAAACACGUUCUUGCCAUUAUCGAUCAGCUUGAUCUUUCUUACAAAUUCGAUUUGCAGCAGAAGGCAAACUACGGAAAGAUUACGGCUGGCUAUAUACCUGCUGUGCCACGCGACCACUCGAUUAUGCUCAACCUGACGGAAUUUUUUGAAAGAGUUGUUGGAAAGAUUUCGAGGCCCCUACUGCUUCCAUGGGUAUCAUUAAUAAUGCACGAGAUCUUUACUAUUGCAACGAAGCUACCACUGGUUUCGUGCUUCUAUCGAAUUGGAGCUGUGGUUGUUAUGAAUGUGGACGGUCUAAAAUACUUUGAUACAGUGGCGAGCUGCGACGGGUCUGAUGAUGGUCGGCAGUCUCGCUUUCGUGAUGAUUUGGCAAAUUUCGUCCGUAGAGUUUGUGACCAAACACGUUAUUACCAGGACGAGCUACUCGUGACGUGUGCUGAGUUUGUCUUAAUGUCGCCAAUAGGAUUAAUUGCUCUUGAUACCAUGAUUGACAUAGUGAAGUCAAUCUUGGAACUCGGUAGGUCGUACCUUCCUGCUGCCACUGUUGCUGUCAAAACGUUGGAACGUUGGCAAAUGCAGUGUCCGAUGAAGCUAGAAGAUGUAAUGUCCGAAGUUGUCUCGCAGCUGUCGACAUACCUUGACCAAGAAGAGUUUAGUGAUAGUGAACUUUUGUUGAUGAAAACGAUUCGAAGGGGUGCGCUACGUACAGACAUUGACGAGUCGUCUGAGCUUGCCCAACUGCAGCGUCGUAUUUUGCUGCUACUUGGAAAGUGUGGGGGUAAAGUGUCGCUUUUGAUGAGCGAGCCCCCUGCCGUUGUCAAUGAUAGUAAUAGCAUGGGGUGUAUUCCGUCGCCUUUCUUUCAGUUAAAGCUCCAGCUUAGUGAUGUAUCACUAUCACUAGCAUUGGACCCCAUUUUAUCGCAUCUCGGAGAUUUGGCAGCCCACAGUUCCGUUCGACGCGUGAAAGUCAUUUCAAGCGAAGGAUAUCAUGCCUUGAUUUGUUACUUGUGUGGAACGACAACGACGCAUCCACACGCAGCUGGGAAGAAAACCGUUUUCUAUGACAUGUGGUGUAGAGUUUUUACGCGCGUUGUGCGCUUAGCUACGGACUCCGAAAAAAUUUGCAGGUCUCUUUUCGAGCCAUUGCUUUUCCAGCUGCUUCGUUGGCUGGCAAUAAAUUUCGACACAUUUCCGUUUGAGUACGCAAGCAUGUUGGACGAGUUAAUUCGCUGUUUGUCGGACUCUGACUCGGCUGUUCGUACGAUGUCUGCUCGGUGCAUUGCGACACUUCUUUUUCUGGCUAUUGAAGAUGCUAAAGCGCGAAUAGAGGUCGAUGACUUGUUUGAGCGAAUUUUUUCGUUGUGUCGCCAUCCAGGAGCUAUUCAACGCAGCGGAGCUGUAGCCACGAUUAGCUAUUUCCUUCAAUCACUAAGUGAAGAAAAUGGGGCGGUUCUGACAGAGUUUGCUUUACCAUGUCUGAAAAAUCUUCUCUGUGCGUUGCGCUUGUGCGAUAACAAUUUUCUGAAUACGAACGGUGGAGUUGAUAUAUCGCAAGAUGUAAUUUCGAAAGCUGUGAUGAAGAUUGAACGCGGAAUAUUUCGCUUUUCCCACUUGUUUUUGAAAGAAAGUACUGCAGCACGACAUGAUAGUGCCAUGACUAGUGAUACAAUCUUUCAGCAAACUACUAUUUGGCUCUUUCAGCAGACUGGGGCACGUGAGAUCUUAUUUCGUCGGCUCUGUAGACAACUUUUCAUGUCAUUUAGUGCAUUGAUUUGUGAGUCGAGCAUUGAGUGGAUGGAGAAGUAUGCGUCAUCACACGGCAGAGAAUCUAUCACCGCUGUGCUGAUGCCAAUGAGUUUGCUUGCUCGAACGCUACCUGACGUUACAAUUGAGUGGAUGGAGCAGUUGUCUGCAUCUAUUGAGAGCUGUAUUUGGUGCAUAGAGUUGCUUGGCGACAAGGCGGAAGACUUUUUCGCGCUUCGUUUGCAGGAUCCUAGGCAAGAAAGCAUGAAGCGAAAACACUCGCCUAAUCCGACGGACCGGCAAGGUCAAAGUUGUUUGCUGACACUUUCACGGGCAAUUACGACUUUGUUAAGGCACGAGGGUCCCUGGGAGAAACAAUUUAAGCGUUCGCAUUGGAUCGGGUCAUAUCUAUCUGUUAUGGUUUCGCUAUGCAGUUACAUGAAAUUAUUGAUGAAAAAUAAUUGCAACACAAUGUUUCUGGAAGUUGCAGACGUGGAUAACCAGGCGUUCCAAGCUGGUAUAGUGAAGAAACUCCUUUUGACUUUGCUUCAUCGCCCUGAUUCGUGGGCUAACGAUGCAAGCGCAUUCGACAAAAUUAAAGAAUUUUGUACUCGUGCGGUUCUGCACAGUCAAGACUGGGCUCGUCAAGUGCAAAAAACGGUAGAGGAUAUACUCUCAACUCUGGCGCUCUGUUUUACAAACAUGAAUAGCUCUGAGGAUUUUCUCAAGCAUUUGAGUAAAAUUGAGUCCUUAGUUUUCUUUGGAAGUGAGGUUUUAAGUGCUGGAAUCACCAACUUUCCUAAGGAAGAUAAAUUCGCAGCAAUGCUGGCUAUGGUAGCAAGCAAAUCGAUAAAAUAUGGACACGGCUCAGCUGAAAGCCGGCUUGUAGCUGUUGCAGCAUUAAAGGCUGCAGCAGCUUGUGGCUGGAAAAUUAUCGACAUCUUUGCGAAUAGUGGUGAUCGACAAUUGUAUGGGCCAGUGCUCAGCGACGUGAUUCAAUUCAUUCCUACGCUUACGGUGUGGAAUAGAUGCGCUAGCGAGUUGGUCUCACUGUCGCUAAAAAAUGGCUUUGUCGCCAACAUUUUAGCUGACGUUUUGCUGCAAGUAGCUGCUUGUAAAGUCUACUCGACCCAGUCAACCGAAUGGGAUGCGUUUGCGAAGAUCCUAGUGGUGAACAUGAAGCAAUUAGUUAAGAUGCUGGACGUUACCAAAGUGGACACCCAACAGACUCUUUCUAUGCUACAUAUUCUUCGAUACUUUUUGGAACUAUGCAAACACUGCUCUGAAGAUCUGCUGGUAGCCGCACGCAUUGGUCCUAUUUCCGAUAUUCAACGUGCCAUCAUCGAUUUGCUCAAGCAUCGUGGAUGUAGUUCUCUAGUUAAAGCUGAGAUUUUGCGUAUACUCGCUUCGCUGGGGCCUACUUCAAGUCUAGUGUCAUGUGAGCAACAUGCUUCGAAUACACUAGAUGCCCUAGUGGCGUUUAUUUACGACGAAUUUCCGAUUGUCUCCACUGAUGUCUCGCGCGGCUCCAAGGAAUUUGAUGUGUUUCGGUUGCUGUUUUCCGAACUACUGAGUGUCAUUGAGCAAAGCAAAUCGAUUGCUUACCUCAAAAUUAUUUAUCCAAGCUUGAAAGAAGGAAGCAAACAUCUUUUUGGUGCAGAAAUCAAGCUGAUGCUAGCAAGGUUUUCAAGCUCGCUUGGCAGCAGCGUUCAUGUUGGGAGGACGACAAACCAAGAAGUGGUACAAAAUCAGCUGGUAGAGCUCUUGGAUGUGUUGCUGGAUCCCACCCUGGAUGUUGCCAUUCGCAAAUCGCUUCUUGAGUGGGUAUUCACGCCCUUGACUGAGUGCCAGAGUGGUGACAUAUUGCAGCACUUCUAUACCAUGAAAAGCACUACAAAAAAAACAAGUAUUAUUUGCUUACUCGCGGCCUUGAUUUCCACUUCGGCUGAGGCCACGUCAGAAGGAAGUCGCAUUGGCGUGUUUGUGGCAUAUUCGUUGGUGGAGGUUUUGUAUCGCCUCAUCGAUCCCGAGAUUAUUCGGACUGAUAUAAACUCAGCUUUUUUAGGCCACAAAAAUGGCAAGGGUCGCGAGCUUACAAUGCUUGUUUGCAAAUGUGCCAGCAAGGUGGUAACGAAGGCAUACGAAGAUGUUGACGAUCUUACUCGCAUGACAUGUUGUGCCGCUUACAACUGUCUACUUGUCGCUGUGUCCCGGACUCAAAAACAGGAGAAGUUUUAUGAUCAAAUUUUAUUUCAACCCGCUCUCUGGAGCAAUAUUCUUGAUCUCUCGCGUGACUACGAUUUGCCUGCCGAGACAGAAGAAUUUGCUACAAUACCCUUAACAAGCUUAUCAGCGAUUACGCUUCAAGCAAGACUUGACACGAAUUCUACGACAAACCCCAGGAGAAACACAUCCGCUGCACUUCAGUUCUUCACGUCAAGUAGCUUAAGUGUAGAUCUUGACACAUUUACUGCCUCUGCGAUAACGGCACCAUUGGAUAUCGAGCAGGCGGGUGAUAUAUAUCCAACCGUUGAGAUCGAACUAGAUGCGCUCAAUCAGCACCCUUGUAUGAUUUCGUUGCUGCGUGUAUUGGUGCAGAUGAAGGCAGAUUUUGGUUCUGGUUGGGAUGACAAGACAAUGCCUGGCUGGAUGAGAAAACUUUUUGAUGUAGUUGUUGACCAGUCAGUGGGCCUAAAUGUGCGUUUGUUCUUGGCAAAGGUGGUGUUGGACAUUCCCGAAGUAUUCGUAAUGUACGGUUCCUCAUGGUUAGGUGCAGUGAUGGAAGCAUUACUCGACGUGAAUGCCGCACAAAAGGUUUCAGAGUUGAACUAUGUCUUGCGUGAUUGUUGCAAUCUCGUGCUGAAUUCGUGGAACGGUGUGGUACCAUCAGCUGUUAUGGACAUUCCCAGUCGUUUUAUCAAUGAGCUAAUCAAGCUUUGUCCAGUGCAGAAUAACAUGAUCCGGGACAGUAACGUGCUGCUUGUGACACAGUUAAUAGCGCUGUGGAAGGAUUCGGUACAUAUUGAUAUGAGUUUACUGAUUAACUACAUAAAUGCUGACGACGAAGAUACAAGAAUAAAAACUGCAAAACACUUUACUGCCCUCCAAAGUCUUAGUGCGAUGGUAAAUGUUGGCCUCGUCCAUAAUUUAACAUCAAGAGAUGAUGAGCGACAUAGAAUUGAAGAUGGAAUUUUGCUGGUGAUGACAAGUAAAGCAACCGUGUUGUAUACCCUUGCAGCUGAGGCGGGCGGAUUAUACCUACAAUAUAUAGAUGACACGCUGGGCGAAGACUUCAUGAGCAAACUGAAAAACUUGAUCAUCAGUUCGUAUGACGGGGAAGAUUAUGGUCGUUUCCUUGCUUUACUUCGCAAUGCUUCGAUGCAUCAUCCGGAAACUAUUGAUUCGAUUAUGCUACAUCGUCUGUCUUUCGUGCUGCCAAAAGCUGCUUCAGUGGAUGCAUGGGCUUUGCUGGCAGCUGAUACUCUGAUUAAUGCAGCUGCAAAUGCUUAUGUUGCCAAGGAAGUAUUUGCUCAUGUUCAACCCACUUUGGGGCGCUUGCUCGGUCACCGGCACGCUGCUGUACAGCAUAGCACUCUUCGAGCUAUUUCUCGUCUUUUGGACUGUCUGACCUUGCCUGAGUUGGAACGACUGGUAGCAAAUGGAGCUGAAGGGGGUCUUAGCUUAUUUAAGUGUUAUGAGGAUCAUGAGUUUUCAGCCUGCAGAGGGUUACUAUUUACCGUGGCCAAAAAGCUGUAUGACAAGAAUCUAUCCGAGCACAUAAAAGCUCGAGUAAGAGCUUUUCUGUUAUGUGGUUUAUGUGAUCCAGAUGAUCAGUGCAGACACGAGGCUUUCGAGCAUUGGAAUACUUCAGAGGCCAUGGCAACUUCUUGCAGUGAUCGACUCUUAGCAAUCUUCGGUUCAUUAUACUCACAACAGUUUGACGAGAAGUGGGUACUUUAUGCGACCAAUUUACUUGUCGGAAUGUCCAAGAAGAGCAAUGAUUUCAAGCGACCGCUGUUUCCAGCCGCAUUGGGAAGCGGAGAGUACGCUGAAACAUUUAUUGAUUCGACUUGGAAUGCAAAGUCUCUAUCUAUGGCGCCAUUGUUUUCUGUGGAAGCUGAAAAAUUAAGUGCUUGCCCCGAGUCAAUACAAUCUAGUUCUGUAGGCGAAACUUUAUCAUCGCAGACUGUAGGCACUAUACAGUCCCAGUUGUUUCUUUCCAAAUCAGCAUCCGUUGGGAUAGCGCCAUGCAACAAUCGAGCUUUUGAAGAACUGGACACCGUACGGCACCAUGCUGGACGAACGCGCUUCUCCAAACGUCAUAUGACUGUUGAUAAUGCCCCAGAGAGAAGUGCGUUGACUCAUGACAAGAAAGUGUCACAGCGUUUUUUCCAAGAUCACUAUGCUAUGCUGAAAAAGAAGCAGGAGGCUCACGUCAUUCGGGAACGAAGACAACGGCAGGGUCAAGUGUCGCUUACACGGACGUAUCGAGUUGGUGAGUUUCCUGACAUUCAGAUCACACAGCGAGAUUUAGUGGAUCCUAUCAUGGCACUCUGCGAGUUUCACGCUGAGACAUCGAGCUUGAUGUUUGGUGCUAUGUUUUCGACAAUUGUGACGUCCCCUGAAUUCGAAAAAUCGGGAAACAGCAGCGAGCUAGCGGAUCGGCUCGAGAGGACAUUGACCCUAUCAAAAGCAUCUUCUGUAUAUGUUAGCUGCGUUGUAUCUGCGUACUUAGCUGGUAUUGUCAGCAGACCACGGCUUUGUAAAAUGCUUCCCAUUUCGCCUAUCGUCAUUGGAGAAGCAGGCCUGUCAAGCGAGAAAUAUUACCUUGGCGAGCUAGUGCUGGAGGAGCAGCUGAUUUACAGCAUCCAGUGUAAUGACAUGAAUCUGAACCGAGGGUUUCACGAAUCAAUGGCAGCUAGUUGGGAUCUAUUGUACAAGGUGUUGAGAACAGUACACAAGAAUAACUUUCUUACAGCAUUAUUGAUGACGUGUACCACAGCAAACGAGUACAAGCUUGCACUUGAAGCGCAAUUAUCUGGAGAUUUGUCACUUGCUAUUGCGUCAUAUAAAAAGGCAGAAAGCGUUUUGGAGUCGCAAAUGGAAUUUGAUGAUAGUAGUAACUCUUCUCAUGUCCCUGAGAACAGUGUUAUGCGAUGCCGAUGGCAACGACUACACUGUUUGGAGACGUUAAACAGUUGGGAAGCGCUCAAAGAUGAGAUGUUUGAUGCGGUCGAGAAGGAUAGUGAAUUUAUUUGGAAGCAGCGCUCACCAUAUUUGGAGCAAGCAGUCGGUCACUACAUGCGUUGUUGUUUAGGUUUGUCUCAGGCAACACGAACCGACCAAAUAGAUACCCUGACAAGCCUUCAAAACUUCAUUGAAGGAGCCAAGCAUUAUUCGACAAGGCGAGAGCUUAUUCAGUCGAAAUUCCCAGUUGAAGUGUGCUUGGCGUACCUGUCAAUGGGUAACACGAACGAGGUUCGCGUUUGCGUGGAAACAUUUUACAGUAACUUUCUCAAACUGUGGAAACAAACUAGUCCGGUAUCCUCGUCAUCGCGUUUGGGAUUGAUACAAUCGUUAUCGUCGAUAGUGGAGAUUGAUGAACUGCUGUUGCGCUUUGGAGACGAUCGACAAAACAGUUUCAAACAAGAGCAACACAAUUUGACGGGUUUUAUAGGUGCGUGGCAAAAAGUGCCUCCUACCACUGGUGAGGACGGAAUGCUUUAUUGGUCACAGCAUACUAUGGUACAAGACAGCAUUGCGGGAUUUUUGCUGGACAGUGGACGGAGUCAAGACACACUUUCUGACGACAUGCGAUUGACUGUCUUGACAACUAAGAGCAAAGCAUUGCUGCAAUAUGCGAAUGCAGCAAUAUCGUGCAAUAUUUUGGCCUUGGCGUCUAAGUUGCUGAAGAGAUACCGCGAGCAUUGCAACGCUUACCAGCUCCCCAAGCUUAGCGUGGAGAUGGUUGAGAUGUUUGUUUUACAUGUGCUUAAAUUGGUCGAUCGCCAAGAACACAGCCGUGGUCUAAAUUCAAGCUCGCUAAAACUGAUUACAAGAUACUACGAUACGGCCACGAAUAUGUUUGACAACGUGGAAGUUAAGAACAUGAUGGAAAUAGCGAGCUCAAAUGAUCAAGUGGCAAUGCGUUACUUAGAGGCAAAGACUUUUGCGAGUGCCGCUGCAUUUUAUGCCUUCAAUGACGUAGAUGAGCACCUAACGAAAGAAUACUUUCAACGCUCUCUCGAUAUGUUCAAGGUUUCCUGCCAGCAAAUUGACGGUAUUUCGAGAUAUACACUGGAAGAUGGUGCACCAGCUGCGUUUUUAAGGUGUCGACUAACCUUCAUUGAAUUUCUGAACGAUCUCCUUUUCAAGCAGAAAAUGGAGACAUUAGCAAAACUUGCCGAGCGGAAAGCAUUGACAAAGCUACUAGCUGAGAAUGUUUUAGGAGGAAUGGCCACUGGUGAUCGGGAGUGUGCCCACUACUUUCCUGAGAUGUGCGAUCUGAUUGCUCCUUACCCGGACGUUGUAGGAGAAUUCGAGAAGUACGUGUUGACUAAUGUCCCACUCUGGACCUGUCUACAAUGGUCGGCACAGCUAAUGGCAUUGCUGAGUGGACCAAUAGGAAAAACGAUUCUUUCGAUCUUGGAAAAGAUGGCCGAACAAUACCCAGUUGCACUUUUUUAUGACUUCAUGGUCACAUGUAAAUCUUCGUUGGAUAGAUUCAAAAUCGACUUGCACCGUCUAGAAGUAUUGCUGGCAAAUACGAUGAUGGAGAAAUUCGUUACAGCGUUGAGAUUAAUCCACCACCCGGAACUCCGCCUCAAAGAAGGAUUGCGAGAGAUUGCGAAGCUUUUUGAACAAAAUCGGACACCAGAUGCACACCAUAAGGUCAAACUUCUGUGGAACGACUGUUUCUCGCCUGAUCGCCCGCUACUUGGUGACCGGAUUGGCCGAUACAACCGCAACUGGAGCCGAAACGCUAAACGGGAUGUUGAAAAAAUCAUGGGUAAAGAUGGCUCCAAGAUGACUGCAAAAACGGUGGCGUCCGCCCGCGAGUGGAUCAAUAGCCAUUUUGGUGUCAUUCCCGGUAGAUUCGGUAUCACUAAGGACAUGAAGGCACAUCUCGGGGACUUUGCGGAAUGGCUCGAGGAGUUUGACCAUUCGAGCUGCUAUCUAGAGCUCCCCGGGCAGUACACUGCGCACUGGGGUCCACCAAAUCCGUCUACGCAUAUACGUAUCUUGAGUUUUGAUUCGAUGCUUGGAGUUCUGUCUUCAAAGCAGCUACCAAAGAGACUAGUUUUACACUGCAGCGAUGAGAAGGACUAUACCUUUCUUGUUAAAGGAGGUGAAGACUUGCGCCUUGACCAGCGAAUUGAGCAGCUUUUUGGGGUAAUGAAUCAGAUACUCGAUACCGAUCCCCGGUGCCACAACCAGAGACUUUCCCUUAGAACCUAUGGCGUGAUUCCAAUGACACAAGAAAUUGGUAUUGUUGAAUGGGUAAGCGGCACCUCGACUCUGAAAGGCGUGAUUGAGACACAGCUGCAGAUUGAUGAACGCUGCACCAAUCUCAAAAUUAACAAAAGGCAGAAAUUGGAGCUUUUCAAUACGACUGCUGCGAAGGCGUACGAGUCCUUUCUUCUAGAACAGCGUGGAGCAAGCUUUAGUGCAAAAGUGGUUGCCCCUCGUUCAAAAGACGUGGUGGACCAGUUUGCGAAAGUUCAAGCAAUGAUUCCAGCGGAUUUGUUGCGGCGUCAGCUGCUCGGAUUGGGCACGAGUUUUGAGGCCUUCUUGCUAGUUCGAGACAACUUUCUGAAAUCGCUGUCAGUGUUUAGUGCAUGCUCUUACAUAUUGGGUAUCGGAGACCGCCACUUGGACAAUUUUCUCUUUGAUCUCGCAAGCGGUCACAUCAUAGGAAUCGACUUUGGUGUGAGUUUUGGUGCCGGUGCUAGUGUGCUUCCUGUCCCUGAAUUGAUUCCAUUUCGGUAUACGAGACAAAUGGAAUUUGUGUUUCAGCCGUACGACGGCACUAAUCUGCUUUCACAGGAGAUGCAGGUAGUAUUUGAGGCGCUGCGUGCGAAGCGACAGGUCAUUGAGAGCGUGAUGAACGUUUUCCUGCACGAACCACUGUUGGAUUGGCAACAGUCUACCACAACUCACCAGAAGACCUUAUUCGAGACUGUCGAAGGCGAUGAUCGAUCUACUAUAGAGGACAGCAGCGAUGUAGAUAUGGAGGAAGCAAAAGAACCUGAUUGCGGUCGCGUGUCCCGAUCAGCCAAACGGAUGGUAGCAUCUCAGGCUGAGGGCAAGAUAGCUACUGUGUGGUUACCUGAUAUCAAGAUUGCCAUCGCACGAAAGAAACUGGAAGGCGUGUCGCCUGCACUGCUAUUGAAAGAAGAACUAUCGCAGAACUCGUAUCUAACACAGCAAAUUAGCAGGUUUCAUGCACUGAUCGAUGCGGCGAGUGUCAGUCAAGACAGUGAAAACGAAAUGAUAACCAUGAGCUCGCUAUCCCAAGCACAGGAGCUACUGACACUGGCUACAUCACCAGAUUUACUUGGUCGUACGUUUCAAGGAUGGAUGCCGUGGCUAUAG
Molecule: messenger RNA, 12075 nt
Organism: Peronospora belbahrii
Lineage: Eukaryota; Oomycota; Peronosporomycetes; Peronosporales; Peronosporaceae
Source: the annotation of a GenBank genome assembly